CCAAACUACAGGGGCACCGAAUCGGCACCCGACUUCUUCCCAGCAACGCUUCGUCCCAACUAAGUAUCGCGUCACCGAGCUCCAUCAAAACCUAGACAACCCUAUUUCUUCCACCCCACCAUAUCCUUGUGUUAGCGCCGUCGAUAGGUACGCAAGAAUCGGCAGCGGCGGACGACGACCGCACCACGGCUAUCUCACCCUACGACUGCUCCCCAGUGCAGCGGCCUUCAACUCAGACAGCGUAUCGGCAAGCUCCCUCAUCCAUGGAACCCUAGAUCAAUUACCCGCACAGUGAAAACCAUGAUGGAAAUACCAGGAAUCAAUGAAGAAACAUACUGGCAGUAUGCCAUCAUCGCAAGACCAACAAAUACAUACAGGGAAGAACCAAGACAGGUCUCCAAAGAAAUUGUAGAGACAAUAAGAAACCAGUUGGGCUUUUACAUGACUACCUCUGAUAUAACAUAUAGGCCACCAAAUUUUAUCAUCUAUUUGCAAAAUUCUCACCUACAGCGACAAACAGUGAGCGCAUCGCCUCUACAAACAAGAAACUUCCGCCUCAAAAUCGUGCCAUGGUCAAAACAGUACGAAUUAACUCAGCUACCUUGGAUAACAGAUGAUCUAAAAAUCAAUAUUGAUCCACUCACAAUACUUCCUGUACCAUCAGCGUUGAGAACACACCCAGGAAACCAGGCUCUCAAGGAUAAUUAUGCUAGCAUGAUAGACACAGCCUACGAACUGAAGUCACCAGACUACAGCUACUUGCUAAUUUCAGAACUCCGAGACUUCUACUACCAAAAGUUCAAAAUCUUGAAGAUAUGCAGAUAUAAAACUAUUCAGUUACAACAAAUGCUACAAGAGUUCCUACAGCAGUUCCUCAACCAAGCUACCGCCAUCCGCACCAUUAUUCAAGUUGCUGCAAAUAAUAGCCUGGAUGGUACAUAUAUAUAUAUCUGUCACUUUGCUGAGCAUCUAAGUAAUGCUGCAAACCACGCCUAUAGAAAUUACAGCAUUAUAGAUGGCCACAUCAACUUAGUCAAGGCACAACCAGAAGAACCUAUGAACCUAACUGGUUUCAAUAAGAUUCCACCGCUGCAUGAGAUACCAGUCCCACCAUCAUAUGUUACCCGGCUAAAAGUCAUAUAUACUGCGACUACAAAAGCAGCAUAUAAAGCACAGAGUGCCAUUACAACCAUCGAAACAUCGACAGGUCAGUUUGAAGCAUUCGUGCGUACACAAAACUUGACAUACAAGUAUAAUGAACUUCCUCACAAAACUCCAGCAUCCAUUGAAACACUUGCUAUCUGUUACACCCUAAAGCAAAUCACAAAUGUUCUGGGAUAUCAAAUAGUCGACCUCAACUACCCAAUCCUAAAAAGACUGGUUAAUGACAUCAACAACCUCAGCGUAUACAUGAGCCUACUACAAUGUUGUGUGUCAUAUGUCAGAGAAGACAUAGUUCCAAUAUAUGAAAGUUUCGGCCAUUUACACAACGAAUACAGUUUGGCAUCCGACGGAAUAAACAACAUCAUGCACUUACAUGAUGCUGUAACUAAGCUUGAUAAUGUCAUGACAGCUUAUUACAAUAGUAUUAUAAGUUCAGCCGAUGACUUCACAGACUCAAAGAUUCGGUUUCUUUGCACACAUUUGGAUAUGGAAUCACCGAAUGCUAUCCCCAGUCGAUGGCUUCGAGCUGACAUACCAGGAGCUCUAGCAUAAGGAAUGAAGACUUCGUCAGCCUAAUAAGGACAUAUGCCGACAUCAUGCACUCAUAUUUCAUAUCUGUUUAAUAGCCCUCGACAUAGGAACACAUUUAGCAAAUCCUCGUGCCACAGGAUUCACCCUAGCUGUUCCGUUAGCCUACGCAAUGCAGUGUUUGUACAAAGUUUGUAAUAUAUAGCACAGCCUUAUAAGUACGAUCCUUGUGCUUGUAAGAACCAACUAAUAUUACUCACAUCAUGUGUAAUAUAAUCUAUCCAGACU
Molecule: messenger RNA, 1980 nt
Organism: Sorghum bicolor (sorghum)
Lineage: Eukaryota; Viridiplantae; Streptophyta; Magnoliopsida; Poales; Poaceae
Exons: 8
Coding region: 301-1716 (471 amino acids)
Source: RefSeq, a predicted model, not a curated record